Messenger RNA from Lachancea thermotolerans CBS 6340, 2166 nucleotides. RefSeq names its product alpha-mannosyltransferase. Bases 1 to 2166 code for a protein of 721 amino acids. Gene Ontology annotation, biological process: protein O-linked glycosylation. Gene Ontology annotation, molecular function: alpha-1,3-mannosyltransferase activity. The transcript has a single exon. The record is from RefSeq and is a predicted model, not a curated record. Lineage: Eukaryota; Fungi; Ascomycota; Saccharomycetes; Saccharomycetales; Saccharomycetaceae. Gene Ontology annotation, cellular component: Golgi apparatus.
AUGCUUCGACGCUUUCUUCAUAGCCUACGGGGCGUGAAACUCCCACCCUCUCGCAUGAUUGUGAAGCUGGCAAUGCUUCUUGUGGUAGUUGCCGCUGCGGUUGUGCUCUACGUGCAGUCAGCAAAACUCGGGCACUACUCUAAGGUUUCAAAGUAUUCACCAGACCUGGAGGAAAUGGACGCUGUCAGGGGAGGCAACAACAAGCAUCCAUACAACUUCGUGGACGGGACUUCGCUGCUACAGCCCAUCAAGGGCAACAAGUUCUCGCCCCUAGAGCUCAUCCCCGGUUACGAUGCCGAAAUGAAGGAGAAGCGCAAGGCCUCGUGGGACUUCUUGGCCCGCAAGCACCGCUUCAAGACGUUCACAGAGCUCACGCCCAAGACGCAGUGCUACUUUUUCUUCCAAAAAAUGUACCAGCUAAACAACGCGUGGAGCAACAAUUACAACAGGUGGGGGUUUAUCAUAAACGAUGAAGAAGAAGAGCAGCUCUCGACCGUGGACGAUGCCACAAAGGAAGCCAUACACGAUAAGAAGAGAGCAGUCGACAUCGCCUUGGGCAUGGAGCGCAUGCGGAUGUACGAUACCUGUUUUGUGCUCGAUGAAAGCAUAAACGUCUCUGAACUCUUUAAAACUUUGCAGCAGUCUGACCCAAAUCUUUCGGGCUUUGAUCAGUGGGAUUUCGAGCGUCGUAUGUGGCCUAUGCUAAAGCCCUUUGACAAAAGCACAUUUGUGGACAUCAUGCCCAACUUAAUCAGCCCUAGCGGUGUUACCAUUGAGAAAGGGUACCUUCCGCCCUUGGACAGCACCCCUGACUAUAUCAACAAUGCGGUAAAGUACGAAUACAACGAGAAGCUGUCAUUUUUAGCAAACUGGAACAAAAUGAGUUCCAUCGUGUCUCGGCGUGGUCUUGUGCUAGGUUUCGGGGACCAACAACUGGAAAUGGCCUCAAAGUUUAUAGCCCAGUUGCGUUUUAUUGGUAACACUCUCCCAAUCCAAGUUGUGCACAAAGGUGACCUUUCUCGUGAGUCUAUUGACGCUCUGCUAAAGAUUGCUCAGUCUGAUAAACUCACUUUCCCGAAAACUGAGUACCCAAACGCACAGAACGUCAAGCAAGAACUGUGGUUUGUUGACAUGGGCCCCGUAUUGGACCCUGACGUUCUGAACUCGUUUUCGCGCUUCAAAAACAAAUGGCUGGCUCAAUCCUUCAACCUUUUUGAGGAAUAUGUCUUUAUGGAUAUCGAUGCGAUAAGUUACGUUGAUCUCAAUUACUACUUUGAAACGCAUGAGUACCGCCAGACAGGUACUUUAUUUUUCAGAGAUCGUUACCGGGGAGAACCGAUUAGCGAGAAGUGCCCCGCCAUGGCUGAAACUUUAUUUCCAAGCUUCCUGGAAAACUUCUAUUGGCAUCAUUAUGCCGCUGUUGAUCUCGACUACGUCGAGGAUCAGUGCGAUAAAUACUUGAGGCCACAUGAAAAAGUUGUUAAAAACUACUUUAUUGACAACAACCAGCACCAGAUGGAGUCAGGACUUGUGGUUGUUCACAAAACUUCGCAUUGUGUUGCAUUAAUGCUGUCGUUGAUGCUUCAUAUGACACCAGCACUUGGUGGGUGCAGUUAUGGUGACAAAGAGUUUUUCUGGUUAGGGUUUUACGCCGCAGGACAUGACUUUGCCUUUCACGGAGGAAGAGCUGGCACUGCAGGGACAAGAAAAGAAGAUGAAAAAGUGAAUAAAUACUUCCAGCAGAAAAAAUAUGAGAUUUGCAGUGUAACCAUAGCUCACAUGUCUGAGCAUGAAGGGGAGCUGUUAUGGGUUAACGGAGGAGCCCAGUCUUGCAAAUUCGACGAUGCCGAAAAGGACUGGAAAAAUGAAAAGCUUGGUAUGUCAACGAAGUUCUCAAGUUUGGAAGAGCUUCAGAGGGCCUAUCGUGAACCAAUAGAUAUUCAACAUGGCAUCAUACCCGCAGAAAAAUUCGAUGGCUGGGGGCAACCUGACGGGCGGUGCCAAGGUUACAUGCAUUGCGCCCGCUACGAAAAACACAUGAAGCCUUACUCUUUCAGCAAGCUGCACGAGAAGGGAACACUCAUCGAAUUCCAGCCUAAUAAAAAAGCAAGAUACAACGCAAUUAACGUGGUAUGGGUUGCAGACUAUCUAAGACAGGAUCUAUGA